AUGCCGCGCAGCAAUCCAAAAUAUGUCAAGAAAGAUAAAAGGAAGUCGUGGAAGAAAGAAGACAUGGAAACAGCAAUUACAGUGGUUCGAGAAAAAAAGAUGGGAACCUUAAAAGCGGCAAAAACUUUUAAUGUGCCUCGUACAACCCUACAAACUUUGAGUAAAAAACUUGACCUUACUCCAGCACAAGCAGUUUGUACUAAGCUUGGGCGAAAGCCUUACUUGGGUGAAGACUUGGAAAAAGAGUUAGUUUCCUACUUACUCAUAAUGGAGCAGAAGUUUUAUGGGUACACUAUCCGAGAUUUGCGCAGAAUGGCUUAUCAAAUUGCAAUUAGAAAUCAUCUUGAAACGCCAUUUAACCGUAACGAGGCCGGCAGAUCUUGGGUGGAUCUUUUUUUAAAUCGUCAUAAAGAGCACCUAUCUAUUCGGAAACCAUGUGGAACAUCUUUCUCAAGAGCUUUAGGCUUCAACAAAGAGAAUGUUCAGAGUUUUUUCAAUAUGCUCGAAGAGGCUUACGAAAAACACAAAUUUCCAGCUGAGAGAGUGUUUAAUGUUGACGAAACAGGACUUUCUAUUGUUCAAAGCAAAAUUCCUCAUGUCAUUGGUCGAAAAGGAAAAAAGCAAAUAGCAGCCUUGACUUCUGCAGAGAGAGGUUCUACCGUAACGAUAAUUGCAUGCAUGAGUGCUUCUGGAGUUUUCGUCCCUCCUCUAGUGAUCUUCCCAAGGACAAAUAUGACUCAAAUCCUAAUGAAAGGAUGCCCUCCAGGUUCAAUAGGGAGAGCUCACCCCUCAGGAUGGGUUCAAAGUAAUAUUUUUACAGACUGGUUUGCUCAUUUUAUUGAGAAAGUCUGUCCGACAGAAAACUCGCCAGUUCUGCUGAUUUUGGACGGACAUUACAGUCACGUCCGAAAUCCAGAUUUAAUUGACAUGGCCCGAAAGAGCUUCGUGACAAUAAUUUGUCUUCCACCGCACUCUACACAUAAACUGCAGCCGCUCGACAAGACAUUCAUGGGACCAUUAAAAGCUUUUUAUAGUGAGGAAGCUGAUCAGUCAAAGGUGGUAGGAUCUACAUCAUCUUCCCAUGCAUCAUUUUCUCAAUGCUGCUCUUCAAGCACUCCAAAGAAUCUACCUGGACCAUCGAAGCAAAUUAGCCCUUUUCAAAUUGCCCCAGUACCCAACAUCAAGAAAAAGGUCACAAAUCGUGGUCGCAAGUCUUCAAGUGCUUGUGUGAUCACAGAUACACCAUACAAAGAAGAGCUUUCGAAGAGCCUGGAAAAGUCUGCAGCGAACAUGAGCAAAAAAAAAUUGCUAUUUAACGAUUUUGAUGGCUCAAAAAAAAAGAGCAGCAAUAAGAUGACAAAAAGACCAAAAAUAAGCUCAAAACCGGAGUCAGAAUCUUCAGAUUCUGAUGGUGACUUACCCGACGACAGUUCGAGUGACAUUGAAAGGCCUAAUGGACAUUACCCAGACGAUGAGGAUGCAAGUUGCUUAUUUUGCAAUGGAAUGUUUUCAGAAGACACUAGAGGAGAAGUUUGGGUGAAGUGUUUUCAGUGUUUUAUGUGGGCACAUAGUGACUAUUAUCACUACGAAACAGAACCGAAGCUGAUCAAGAAUCUUCAGCAUCCCCAACGGAAAAAUAAUUUUUUGGCAGGGGCCUCGACAGCCAAGUUCUGUCUGAAAAGGACAAGGGCACUGGAAAGGAGUAGACUUAUCUGCAAGAAAAAACAAAAAAGCAGUCUUCUGGUGGGCCGGACGUGCAUUAAACGAGCAAGAGAUGGAGAAUAG
Molecule: messenger RNA, 1785 nt
Organism: Acanthoscelides obtectus
Lineage: Eukaryota; Metazoa; Arthropoda; Insecta; Coleoptera; Chrysomelidae
Source: the annotation of a GenBank genome assembly